This is a messenger RNA of Nematostella vectensis (starlet sea anemone), 1160 nucleotides long. Its product is annotated as late histone H1. NCBI's taxonomy places the organism in Eukaryota, Metazoa, Cnidaria, Anthozoa, Actiniaria, Edwardsiidae. Bases 80 to 634 code for a protein of 184 amino acids. The transcript has a single exon. The record is from RefSeq and is a predicted model, not a curated record. Gene Ontology annotation, biological process: chromosome condensation; nucleosome assembly; negative regulation of DNA recombination. Gene Ontology annotation, cellular component: nucleus; nucleosome. Gene Ontology annotation, molecular function: nucleosomal DNA binding; double-stranded DNA binding; structural constituent of chromatin.
GAAUAUAAUCGCGGCGUUUGGCGCACCAACAUCAAUACUCGCUAGCAUUCGAACCGAGAACAACACAACUCUAAUCAAUAUGUCUACCGAAGCCAAACCCGCCAAGAAGCCUGCCAAGCCAGCAGAGCACCCCAAGUACACCGAGAUGGUUGCAGCAGCUAUCGGUGCACUGAAGGAACGCGGCGGAUCUUCCCGCCAGGCCAUCGAGAAAUACAUCAAGGCCAACUACAAGGUCGGAGACAAAGUUGGCACCCAACUGAAGAUGGCUCUCAAGCGCAUGAGCGAGAAAGGCGCUCUAGUCCACACCAAGGGCACUGGAGCUUCUGGCUCGUUCAAAUUGAACAAGGCCGUGAAGGCUGAGAAGCCAAAGAAAGCGAAAAAGCCAGCGGCAAAGAAACCCAAGGCUGCCAAGAAACCCGCCGCCAAAAAACCUGCCGCCAAGAAAGCCAAAUCCCCCAAGAAGCCAGCACCUAAGAAGGCAACAAAGUCGCCAAAGAAGGCAGCGAAAAAGCCUGCUGCUAAGAAACCAGCAGCCGCCAAGCCCAAGAAGGCCGCGGCAAAGAAGCCAGCCGCCAAGAAAGCAGCGAAGAAGCCCGCAGCAAAGAAGGCCGCCAAAAAGCCAGCCAAGAAGUAGAGCGACUAUACAGUCAUUUUACACCAAACAACGGCUCCUCUAGGAGCCACCCACUUUUGUGGAAGUCAUACCUCAUCCAUCUAUUCCUACUUACUAAUAUUCAUAUCAGCGUGAUUAUAUUUAUCCACGUUAACCCCUUUGUCGAAUUUACAAAAAAUGAUCCCAUCCUAACGGCAUUAUCUCCAGUGAGUUGCCUUUGUUAUCGUUUCUAAUUGAAAAUAGUUCAUCCGCGAGGAAUCUCCGAAAAACAAACUACGAAUGAAGUGUAAUACGUUAGUGACGAUAUUUGAUUGAAGAAAAAUACUUGCUACGCGCUUGAAUUAGCCCAUGGAAAUUUAUACUUUUUGUAACUCGGCAUUGAACGGGAGCAUAAAAUGGCGGCAGGCAUUUUCUUUUGAAUUCGGUAAAUUAUAGAUCGAAUUAUGUGCAAAUAUAUGUUCGCAUAUAUCCCCCAACCAGAAAAGUGGCCUUUUCGAGGUGACUCUCGUAACACAUAUUGAAAUAAAGACUCGAUACAAAUGAUAAA